Klebsormidium nitens is the source of this 985-nucleotide messenger RNA. Lineage: Eukaryota; Viridiplantae; Streptophyta; Klebsormidiophyceae; Klebsormidiales; Klebsormidiaceae. The record is from the annotation of a GenBank genome assembly.
UAGAAAUUUCUUGGAUUGACCCCCCCUGGAAGAUUUCAAACUGCUUCCAAAUAUUAAGAACAUUCCUUGCUGCAAGGUAAUAAACUUUAAUUUUAAAGUUUGCAGCGAAGACUGUUUCUCCGAGUCUCUUCCUCCGAUCAAUUGCAGUUCUGCUAAAUUAAAAGAGCUCCUCUCAACUCGCUGCUCGUGCCUUCCUCCUAACGCCAUGGCUUCCGCUCUCGCCUCCUCCCGGUGCGUCUCCUCCGUGGCUGGCCUUGCGGUCGCUGCCAAGCCCGCUGCCAUGACCGGCCCCCGGGUUGUGGCCCCCCGCGCAGCUCUCCCCAGCUUUAAGAAGAUUGCUCAGACCGCGGGUGUGUCGGUCGCCACCCUUGCCGUUGCUUUCAGCGCCAACGCUGCUAACAUUAAGAUGGGGGGAGACGGUGGCGAGCUCGCCUUCAUCCCUAGCUCUGUGAAUGUGUCUGCUGGCGAGACCAUCACUUUCACGAACAAUGCUGGGUUCCCCCACAACAUCGUGUUCGAUGAGGAUGCGGUUCCUGCAGGCGUGGACGCUGGCGCUCUGUCUCACGAUGACCUCGUCAACGCCAAGGGUGACGUUGUGACCAUCACCUUGACCAAGGCUGGCGAGUACGAGUACUAUUGCGAGCCUCACCAGGGAGCGGGCAUGACUGGCAAGAUCACCGUCAGCUAAGCCGACUGUGAAACACUGAGCGAGGUUAACUUGAGGGUUGGGUAUUCGAUUUGAUGGGUUGACAAAAACGUGUUGAGCGAGUUGCGACAUUUAUAAGUCCGGUUACUGCUCUCAUAGCCAAGUUCUGCCCGCAGUUGUUUCAUUGCCAUACUGCACAUUCUUGGUUGAAUCCAUUCAAACCAGAGCGUCCCGUAAGUCCAUGUUGCUCGUCGUGCCCACGUCGAUUGAUGCAUUCAAAUAUCAGCAAGGCUCAAAACAGCCGUGUGCUUACCUGUUCUAUGCAUCUGAAAGGCCAUG